Dibothriocephalus latus is the source of this 1083-nucleotide messenger RNA. Lineage: Eukaryota; Metazoa; Platyhelminthes; Cestoda; Diphyllobothriidea; Diphyllobothriidae. The record is from the annotation of a GenBank genome assembly.
CGACUGGGCGAUGCGUCAUCUCACCGCCAUACUCUUGGGCAACGACAUUGGGCAAUUAUCACUGCUUUGGCCAUUCCACACUGGAGCUGCGGCAAUCUCUUCGAAAAUUUUUCCCGAGGUUAUGAUCGUGAGACUAUAUUUGCCGUCGCUGCCCUUCUCAUAAUUGGCCUGGCCUUCUUGAUUAUCAUCUUCAUCAUCGACCUCGUCUUGAUCUGCUCAAGCGUCAUGCCCGCCGGUCUCAUCACCGCGCGAUUCGUCCUGCUGUAUUUGGGCACAGCACCCAUAUUGACAGCCGUCAUUGUGUUCACGGCGAGGAGGAAUGGUCUUUGGUCUCAUUUCCUUGCAGUGAUCGGCGCCAUUUUCGCGGUUCUUGUGGCCAUCCUGGCGAUCAUGACCUCUAGAAAGCGAUCACUCACGGAGGCCCUCUAUUUGAACGUUCAGUGCCGACGUGGCCAAAAUCCACAAAAAACGUGUUUGCCAAUUCCUGGCGCGUUACUUGGGCUCGCGCGUGUUGGUCUCAAUUACUGGGACACUGAUUCGGCGCUUUUCCAUCCAAUCACACGUAUGCCUUGGUUGGCUUUUCCCAAUUGUCGACUCAGCUUGCAUCCUCAUUGGUGUAACCUCAACCAAUCAACUCUCGCGCCAGAGCAGGAACGUUUUUCAAUCCGGCCGCUUAGUCGUGUUAAGGCAACUAGGAACACCCAGGAGCGACAGGAAUGGGGCUGCGGAAACCUCCUUAAGUCCUGCGCCGAUGGUCGUGACCGCGACAUCAUCAUUGCAGUUGCUGCCCUCCUCCUGAUCGGUUUGGCUUGCCUCAUCAUAAUCUUCGUCAUUGAUCUUGUGCUGAUUUGUUCUUCUGUUGUGCCUGCCGGCCUCAUCACUACCCGUUUCCUUAUCCUCUACCUCGGAGUGGCCUUAAUUGUCUCGGGCAUCUUACUGUUCACUGCCAAAAUAAAUCAUCGCUGGUCCUACUUCCUUGCAGUUGUGGGUGGCGUAUUCAGUGUACUGGUCGCAAUCCUGGCACUAAUGACGUCAAGAUGCGUAACUCGCACAGAACGGGUUAUUGUGCGAACAACACAUUGA